CGAGGUUUGAAAUACAAACGAGAGAGCGUGAGAGCCGUAACAGAAGUCGGACGCACAUCCGUCCUCGAUCUUUCUGUGCGGCAGCCGUGGACGGGGUUGCAGCGCGGUCGCGUCACAGUCUUGGGCAUGGGGUCGAGCUACGCCUCGAUCUGGACAUGGAACUGGCCGACGACUUUAACGUUCAGAUUGUGCAUGCUUCCGAGACCGCCUCGACGGUCAUCGGACGAACGUUCGGCUCGUCGAUUAUAAAGGUCGAGGCGUGAUGAGAUGCGAGGGCAGAUCACGCCUGUCUCAAUCCGCUCGAGCGUGAGGGACUGCGAUUGAAGUCGGAUCUCGAGAAAUUUUGCCGGGAUCCACUUCACUUGCGUGAGACUCCAUAGAGAUCCCUGCUUUGAUCUGCUCAGUUUGGGGUCUUGGAACAUGAUGAAGAUGAAUUCUGGUUCACUUUCUGUGUUGUUCGCAGCUAUCAUGCUUCUGGGAUCAUGCUUAUCGGUAUCUGCCUCUUUCUCCGACAAUUUCUCGAUCGUCUGGUCGCAGCAAAAUGUUGUCGUAGAUGAUGCGAGUAGUAAUGUCCAGCUCUCGUUGACACCGGACGCAGGAGCACAGUUCCAAAGCAAACAAUCGUAUUUGUACGGCUCGUUCAGUGUGAAACUCAAACUGGUUCCAGGGGAUUCUGCAGGCACUGUUGCCUCAUACUAUCUUACAUCCUACGGCGACAAUCACGAUGAGAUUGAUUUCGAAUUUUUGGGAAAUGAAACCGGUCAACCUUACGUGAUGCACACCAAUCUCUUCGCCAAUGGUGUGGGUGGUAGGGAACAACGCCUAUUCUUGUGGUUCGACCCUACAGAAGACUUUCAUACUUACUCGGCCGUAUGGAACCAUCACCAGAUCAUAUGGCUGGUGGACAAUACUCCCAUCAGAAUCUACAAGAACAUCGAGGCCACAUAUCCGAAUUCAUACCCGUCCUCCCAGCCAAUGAACAUAGCUGCAAGUAUAUACGAAGCUAGCAGCUGGGCGACUCGAGGUGGAGCAGUCCCAAUCAACUGGAAUUCCGCUCCAUUCAGGGUGAACUUCCAGAACUUUAGCUUUGAGGGUUGUGAGGCGAAUGGAGACAUAUCGUCUUGCACUGAGAACUACACAGGAAACUGGUGGGAAGGAUCACCUUAUCAGGAGUUGACUCAAAGUCAACUGAACCAGCUCAAACAGUUUUAUCAGAGCUACAUGCUGUAUGAUUACUGCACUGAUCAGGCAAGAUAUCCUACACCGCCGACCGAGUGCUCUUAUAAUGGAGUUUGAUUGGGCCCCUAGAUGGUAGGCUGGAUAAAGAGGCAGUGACGAUGGAACGAAGAAGGCAUGAAUGUGGGUGAUCUCCUAAUUUGACUCACUCGGAACAUGUUAUACAGCUUGGUAAUUUCCAUUAUAUACCAUUAUACAGAUUCAUAAGCAAGAACCAUGUUUUGGUGUUGUAGGCCAAGGUUUUCUUUGAAAUAGAAUUUAUUUCCUGGUGUUUUACUGGUGUUAUAGAGCCAGCACUUUCCUUGGCGGGUCUCUCGAAGAAAAACAAUAAAAUAUUCAAGUUUGAUAUUUCG
Marchantia polymorpha subsp. ruderalis is the source of this 1589-nucleotide messenger RNA. The record is from the annotation of a GenBank genome assembly. Lineage: Eukaryota; Viridiplantae; Streptophyta; Marchantiopsida; Marchantiales; Marchantiaceae.